This is a messenger RNA of Lecanosticta acicola, 5152 nucleotides long. The record is from the annotation of a GenBank genome assembly. Lineage: Eukaryota; Fungi; Ascomycota; Dothideomycetes; Mycosphaerellales; Mycosphaerellaceae.
AUGGAACCGCAUCGCAGCUGGCCGCAUCAGGGCGGUGGGAAUAGCAAUGAGUCGCAGAGGCCUCCCGGGGCGGGCUUUGGGUGAGUACAGCUCCCAAUGCAGUUAGAGAUGGGUGGUGAGGACGGCGAGGACGUGGUGUGUCCUUCCUCUGCCCUCCCUCCCUCUCAUUCCACAUGCGUCGUCGUAUAUCUUCCUUCAGUUGCGUCGCAUUGCAUUGAAGCGUCAGAGAAUGGACAUGGCUGACCAAGGCGCCUUCUGCAGACCCGGCACGCCGCAGCACCCAACACAGCAAUCUCCGCCCAGCGGGCCGAGCGGUGCAGGCGCGGCAGGUGGGCUGCCACCGCCCGGCAGCGCCUUCCCUCCCUUCCACCAGCACCAGCACCCGCACUCGCACCCGCACCCGCACCCGCACCAGCACCAGAGCCACGCACACAGCUUGGCGAAUCUGGCCGGCAUCAGCCAGGCCUCGCCGCGACAGGCUCCCUCGCAGUCCGCACAUCGCCCAGACGAAGCUCAGCCUCGCCCGCCACCUGCUGCUCCCGGUGCAUUUGGCUUGCCCAGUCUGAGCCAGGCCACCGGUCAGCCACCCCACGCCGCCGCCGCCGAGCGAGAAAGAGAGCGCGAGAGGGAUCGCGAGAGGGAUCGCGAGAGGGAGAGAGAAGAGCACAGGAUACACAUCAAGGAAGAGGAGGACCGCAGACAUCGCGAGCAAGAACGCCAACGCCUGGAACAAGCCCCGCCACACCAGGCCCAGCAAGGCCCGCCAGUACACCUGCACCAGCCUGUCGCUGUCGGUCCGAGGACUGUUCACGGUCCUAACGGUCUGCUAGGCAAUCCGCAACUCGCUGGACCUGGACCUGGACCUGGCCCUGGACCGCAGUCACAACAACAUCUACCGCUAGGAGCCCCCACGGGCCCUGGCAACAUCUUCGCAGGUGGUCCAGUACAGCCCGCGCAAGGUCCCGGUUCUCAGCAGAUGCAGCCGGGCCUACUCGCACCCUACGGACCCGGAGCUCAAGCGCCUCCCGCACAGCAGCAGCAGCCACCACCUCCGGCCCAACAGCAGCAAAUGGGAGGCCAGCCGCAACAGCAGGGACAAGGGCAAGGACAGCAGCCCAUCCUGAACGACGCGCUCAGCUACCUCGACCAGGUCAAGGUGCAGUUCGCCGACCAUCCAGACGUCUACAACCGCUUCCUCGAUAUCAUGAAAGAUUUCAAGUCUGGCGCAAUAGAUACCCCUGGCGUCAUCGGCAGAGUCAGCACGCUCUUCGCUGGAAACCCGGAGCUUAUUCAAGGCUUCAAUACCUUUUUACCCCCUGGCUACAGGAUCGAGUGUGGAACUGGAGACGACCCGAAUUCGAUCCGCGUGACGACGCCCAUGGGCACCACCGUCAGCAGCAUGCCGCAGCCACGGCCAUUGAGCCGACAAGAAGGCGGCGAGAAUUAUCGCCCCUCGAACGGAACGUACACCCCGCAGCCCGGAGGUGGAGGCGCACAGCAAUGGAACAGCCCCAGCGCGCGAACGGUUGGACCUGCUGCGCCUGGUCAGCACUUGUCGUCAUUGGAAGCUGCACGCCAACAGCAAGAACAGCAGGCCAUUCACCAGCAGGAGCAGCGCGGUGUGAUCACCCUUCAAAGCGCUGUCUCUGCCGCGGCAGGCGGCGCUGGUCUCCGAGCGGGAAUCUCACCGCGUGCGACGCCAAUGCCUGCCGGUGACGGCGGAGCUGGCGCUGAGGGCGUUGCGCCAGAGAAACGUGGCCCGGUCGAAUUCAACCACGCUAUCAGUUACGUCAAUAAGAUUAAGGUGAGUGAGUUUGAGAAUACGGACGUGACGAGCACAAUAGAUCUUGGCGCACAAACCGCUUGUUGUUUGCGUUGUUCCUAUUGUCCCAGCGGCACGCUCGCCCGUCAGGUCAGCCGAGACGACAUCACCAACUGACUUUAUUUCCUAUUUAGAAUCGCUUCGCAUCACACCCGGACAUCUACAAACAAUUCCUCGAAAUCCUGCAAACUUAUCAGCGCGAAUCCAAACCGAUACAAGACGUAUACUCACAAGUCACACACCUCUUCAAGACAGCGCCGGAUCUCCUCGAGGACUUCAAGCAAUUCCUUCCCGAAUCCGCCGCGCACGCAAAACAAGCCGCAGAACGCGCGCGACAGGAAGCUGAAAACAACGUCAUGACUUCCAACGUACGUGGAGAAGGCGGCGGCAUGUACGGUAGUCCAGUCAUGUCUCGCGAGCCUCACAUGGGUACGCCAGGCCAUGGAGGCAAAUUGCCGCCGGUCGGCAACUUUGCUCCUACGCCCGCCUCCAAGGACAACAAGCGCAAGCGCGAACAGCGUCAAGGCACGGCCGGCGCACCGGACGGUGUCGUGGCACCGAGCAACUCAAAGCCACAUCCAGGACAGGCAAACAAGCGCGUGAAGACGGGUGCUGGUCAGGCUCUGAGCCGACCCAACGAACAGCCGCCAUCGUCUCCUUCCCUCAUUCCUUCACUGCCCACGCCACUUGAGCCAACGACUACAUCUGCCGCCACGAGCGAGGAGCUCGCAUUCUUUGACAAGGCCAAGAAAGCCAUUGGCAAUAAGGGUGUCAUGAAUGAGUUCUUGAAGCUGUGCAACCUCUUCAGCCAAGAUCUCAUUUCGCGCGAAGUCUUAGUCUUCCGCGCACGAGCCUUCAUCGGGAGCAAUCCCGACCUCAUGAAAUGGUUCACCGACUGGCUCGGCUACGAUGAGCGCGAUGUCGUCGUCGAGAACAAGCCUCGUGUGCCAACGGGCAGAGUCAUGCUCAGCAACUGCCGAGGACUCGGCCCGAGUUACCGUCUACUACCCAAGCGUGAGCGUCAGAAGCCAUGCAGCGGCCGCGACGAGCUCUGCAAUUCCGUGCUGAAUGAUGACUGGGCGUCCCAUCCUACUUGGGCCUCCGAGGACUCCGGCUUCAUUGCGCACAAGAAGAAUCUGCACGAAGAAGGUCUCCAUCGUAUCGAAGAGGAGCGCCAUGACUACGACUAUAACAUUGAGGCAUGCAGCCGCACCAUACAGCUGAUUGAGCCCAUUGCUCAGACUCUGAGGAGAUUGCCAGACAAUGAGCAGAAGGAAUACCGACUUCCACACGGCCUCGGUGGACAGAGUGAGACCAUCUACAAGCGAGUCAUCAUGAAGCUUUAUGGCCGUGAGCGAGGAUCAGAGGUCAUUCACUCACUGCACGAGCGCCCGUACCAAGUCAUUCCGGUAGUUCUCAACCGACUCAAGGAAAGACUGGAGUCGUGGAAGAUGGCCCAACGCGAGUGGGAGAAGGUCUGGCGUGAGCAGACGCAGAAGAUGUUCUGGAAGUCGCUUGAUCACCAGGGUGUCGACAGCAGAAAGAACGACCGUCGACAGUUCCAAACAAAGGCCCUGCAGAGCGAGAUCCAGCUCAAGUACGAAGAAGGCCGUCGCCAAGCGCAGCUCAAUCCUGCGCUCGUACGCAAGCCACAGUAUGAAUACGCUGUGGGAAACCCGGACGUCAUUGUUGACACGACUUCAUUAAUUCUGGAAUACGUCAACUACACCUUCGGCGCCGAGAACUUCAAGUUCCACGCAUUCAUUGUAGACUUCGUCUGCCUAUUCUUUGGCUUAGACCCAGACAACUUUCGAGAGCGUCUGGACAACGCCGCAAACGCAUCCCCUAGCAACGAGAAUGCAGACGAAGCAUUCUCUGGCGGCGAGGACUCCGCUUCGUCCAAGCCGCGAAAGGGAGGUGCUGUUAAGAACGGCGGCCUACUCCGCGCAGCUCUGGACCGUGGCAGACCUGUCAAUCGUGCCAACGACAGCAACGCCGGCAGUCGCGCGUCGACGCCCGGUCAUGGAUCGAACGCCGAGGAUGAAGUCGCCGAUCCUAUUGCAGAGGCGGAGAACCGACAAGAUGUUGGUUCCGCGCGCUGGCUCGAGCACCCUAUGGAUAACAACAAGCUGGCCGGCAAGAAUAUCAACCCGCACGAGCCGCAGUCUCGCAACACGUAUCGACUGUGGGCCAACACAUCAAUCUUCUGCUUCUUUCGCCUGUUCCUCAUGCUCUAUGAGCGACUCUGCGAUUUAAAGAGCGCGGAAGCCGAAGUCAAGGAGGCUGUGCUCAACGCCUCACGCGCGAAGCCUGCCAUAGAAUUGGGCAUCGUUGACAAGCUUCCCACUGAAUAUUUCACCCGGAGCGUGGAUGGUGUGAGCUACUACGAUCAGAUGCUGGACAAAUUCCGCGAGGUGUUGAAGCAGGAGACGGAGUACGCAGAAGUCGAAGACACCUUGCGCCGCUUCUACCUGUCCCGAGGCUAUCGACUCUACGCGUUCGAAAAGAUCAUCUCGACCAUGGCACGCGAUGCGGAAAACAUCUUGAAGAACGACGGUAAGGACAAGUCCGCGGACCUCUUUGCUUUGUUCAAGAAGGACCGACAGAAGGAGAGCACGACGGUACAGCAGCAGGCGGAUUACCGCAAGGCCGUCGAGAAGAUGGUCAAAGAUUCAGAGAUUUAUCGCAUCGACUAUGUAAGUGGCACCGUCACCCUUUUCCUCGCAGCAUAAGAAGCGCGGGAAGAAUAACCAGCACAAGCAGGAUCAGGAGGCCAGCAGGGUCAAGAUCUUCCUCUCGAAACGCGACGAUCUCAUUUCGGACGACGGACUCACGGUCAUGGAUCGCGAAAACAAAUGGCGCUAUUACAUUGCAUCUUAUACCUCUGUCGACCCGACGGACGGUGUGGAUACCAAUGCUGUCUCGCAACCGCUGCUGUGGCGUAGUAUUCGGGCGUUCGGAGCGGAUCCUCGUGAGACUUCUUUUACGCUUGAGGGAGAAGAGCGAGCAAUCAGCAUGAAGAACAACGAGCAAUUGGUUCUGAGGAUCGCGGUGAAUACUUACAAGCCCGUCUUUGAGGCCAAGACGGCGGAGAGUUUCCAUGCUUCCUUCCCUAGUCGACAACGGGGUGCAGAAGGAUGUGAGGCGGUCGAGAGUGUCAGAAGCCAGAGGGAUGAUGAGAUGCUGGAUCGGUUUGUGCACAUCAACAAAGCCAUGACUGGAGCUAGUGCGGAGAGCGUGGAGAGCGCAAAUGCCACGUUCUCAACCUUGGUGGAGAAGGGUGUCGGUGCUGGCUCUGGCGACGGGGAAGCGAUGGACGUUGACGAGUGA